Plectropomus leopardus (leopard coralgrouper) is the source of this 802-nucleotide messenger RNA. The record is from RefSeq and is a predicted model, not a curated record. NCBI's taxonomy places the organism in Eukaryota, Metazoa, Chordata, Actinopteri, Perciformes, Serranidae.
GGUAUACUGUUGCAACCCUUGAAAGCAUGGCCCUGCCCUCUCUUUGUCUCUCCUCCCUCCCGCUCUUGUACUCAGUCUGCCUGCACACAGUCACACCCUCUCUGUUCACUUCAAUUUUCCUUUUGCUUGAGCUGUGUGUCUCGAGAAAAGCUAUGGCUGGACCCAGGCCUGUGGUGCUCAGCGGCCCGUCCGGGGCAGGGAAGAGCACUCUGCUGAAGAUGCUCAUGGAAGAAUAUCAGAGUGUCUUUGGCUUCAGCGUCUCCCAUACAACAAGAAAUCCUCGACCUGGAGAAGUGGAUGGCAAAGAUUACCAUUAUGUCACGCGCGAGGUGAUGCAAACAGGAAUUGACAACAACGAAUUCAUUGAGAGCGCAGAGUUUUCAGGGAACAUGUACGGGACGAGUAAAGCUGCUGUACAAGACGUCCAGGCCAAGAACCUUAUCUGUAUACUUGACAUUGACAUGCAAGGUGUGAGGAACAUCAAAAGGACAGACCUCAGUCCCAUCUACAUCUCUAUCCAGCCACCGUCCAUGGCUAUCCUGGAGAAUCGUUUAAGACUCCGAAAAACAGAGUCAGAGGAGAGCCUCCAGAGGCGUUUACAUGCAGCUAAAGUGGACAUGGAGUUAAGUAAAGAACCUGGCAUGUUUGAUGUCGUAAUUAUCAAUGAUAAUUUGGAUGAAGCUUAUGGGCACUUAAAAAAUGCUCUUCUUGAGGUGAGUUAUUAUUGCAGUCCAUGACAUUAGAUAAUUAACAUGCAUUACAGCAUUGUUUAUGAUGCACUGAUUUGAGCAUCAACAAAUCA